This is a messenger RNA of Trypanosoma theileri, 5514 nucleotides long. RefSeq lists its product as uncharacterized. Bases 1 to 5514 code for a protein of 1837 amino acids. The transcript has a single exon. The record is from RefSeq and is a predicted model, not a curated record. Gene Ontology annotation, molecular function: protein binding. Lineage: Eukaryota; Euglenozoa; Kinetoplastea; Trypanosomatida; Trypanosomatidae.
AUGUACACUUUCAAACGGCCCCAACAACAACAACAACAAUUACAACAACAACAACAAGAUGAGUCUUUAUCUGCGGGUAUAAAUGUGGAAGCGGGAGUUCCAUACGGUGUGAAUGCAGAUGUGUACAUGAACGCCUACACAUCCGGUGAAAUGACUGGGAAUGUACAGGAGAGUUCCUACAAUUAUACCACAGACACCGGCCCAACACUACCAACAUCUCAUCCACAACAACAAGGAGAAGAAGGAGAAGGAGAAGGAGAAGGAGAAGAAGAAAAUCAAACAGCAUCCCAACAACAACAACAACAACAACAACAAGUAACGGAUGGUCAACUCUCUGAAGAGGCCUCUGCGGAGGAAACACUGCAGUACUGCCGUGCGAUGAUUCUCCGCAGUCACAUCACUCCGCCGACGAAUUGGCGUCGACUGCGGCGUGAACUCCCCGCGUCGAUUGCGGAGCUGCACCUCACGCCGUCGGCCCCGGAGACUCUGCAGCCCACCCCGUCGCCGUGUGUGGUGCUCCUCCUGGACAGUGGAGUGCCGGAGGGGAUGAGUGCGAAGGAGUAUGCAAAGAGUCUGGUCAAGUAUGUGGUGGAUCUUCUUGCCUAUCAACGGGCGGCAACCGCCAUUACAUCUUUACGAUUUGUGAAGAUUGGGAAGGAGUUAUCACAAUUGGUGGUUACAUUUGGUCGAGAUGUGCAAUUGGCGACAUUGGUGUUGGAGGAGUUUACAAAAGUGGGUCUGCAUGCGGGAUUUGGUGCCCCUAUGCUGGAUCCUCAUCAUCCUCAUAAUAAUAAUAAUCAUCAUCAUCAUAAUAAUAACUAUCCACAAGAGCGAGAGUAUGAUGCGCCCUGUGCGACCUUUCACGUAACGGACUAUAGACGCAGUAUGCAUAAUGGGACUGGAAUAACCGCAGAAGAUCUCACAUCAUUAUUAUUACCAACACGUACACCGCAGGAUAUUAGUGUAGUGGAAGGAUAUGAAAGAGGUGAUUUUUAUGUAGCGGUCUGUAGACCAGAAACGGUUCAUGCAUGGUUGUGGAAUCCAUUCUGUUCAUUUCUUGUGCAGCGAACCUUGUUUGAGCGUUGUGGGAUACUUAUUACAAUGGCGGACUGUCCACAUACUUUUCUCAGUCGUGGCAGUAGUGGUACUGUUAAUGUUAGAAAAAGUGUGCCGUAUGGAUUACAGCAAAUGUUGCCAAAAACAAAACGUCGUCCUCAUAAUAAUAUGAACUCAGAUAUGAAUACAGGUGUUGGUGGUGGAUAUGAUCCUAAUAUGGAUGAUAGUGGGUUUGAGGAGGAUGAGAAUGAAGAGGAUCUUAUGAUGGAUGGACAAUAUGGUGCUGGGGAUGAUUAUAUGAAGAGGAAUGCGUUGGAUGAGGAUGUUAAUUAUAAUAAUGAUAAUAAUGGUGAUAACAGCAGCACUGGGAGUCCGAAUCAUAGUGAUAAUAGAGAUGUAUUUGGGAAUAGAGGUGUUGGUGUUGGUGGUGUUUCUUCUACAGAAAAGGGAAGAGAUCGUAUGGGAAAAAGUACUGCGUUAGCGUGGGCUCGCAAUGCAAAGGAUGAAGUGGACAUCUUUGGAGGUCUUGAUAGCAACAACAAUGAUAAUAGUAGUAAUAAUAAUAAUAAUAAUAAUAAUAAUAAUAAUAAUAAUAGUGCAGAGAAGCCAAAUGCUUCUCUUGAGUUUGUGGAUGAUGAUAUCGCCAAACUCCUUCAGAAUAUGAAUAAAGAAAAGCAACAACAACAAGACCAACAACAACAACAACCACAACAUGAAGAGGAAGUAGGGAUGAGUGGUAUGGAUCCUCAGUUUAUGGCCCCCAUCCAUCCAUCCACAGGCGGAAUAACAGGAAUGCCGCCCAUGCAAUAUCCAUUAACACCAUUCUCUUUUCCAUUACAACAACAACAACAGCAACAAUAUGGAUAUUAUCUCCCUGUAGGAGGAGUAGGAAGUGCUGCUGGUGGUGUUGGUGGUUGGCAAUCGCAGCCAACAAUGUCAAUGGGUGAUCCUCACGCCAUGAUGACAGCACCUCUACCGUAUAAUACAGAGAUGGCAAAUAUGUAUGAACCUGUAAAGGAACAGAAAGUAAAGUACCCCGCACUUGUGGAUGAUGAUAAUGAUAAUAAUAAUAAUAAUAAUAAUAGUGCGGUAGUAAAACCGGUAGGUGAUGAAAAAUAUACUUCACAAGGAGGAGAAUUACAACAAGAUCAACAUCAAGGAUCUCAACAAGCCAUGUAUUGGAAUCGAACAGGUGGAGAAGUAGUGGGUGGCUCUAAUAGUAAUGUUGGUUACUAUCCUAUGAAUCCAAUGCCGGUGUAUGGAUCACUUCCUUACGCACCGCCUAUGCAGCAACAACCACAACCACAACAACCCUAUUCAUAUCAACAACCUUCAUUUAGUGGCCCUAUGAAUAAUAUGCCUUCUAUUCUUGGACAACCAAGAUAUAAUAAUAAUAAUACACCAUUUUACUCUGGUGAUGAUGGUACUAGUGGUAAUAAUAUUGGUAAUAUGAACAUGAAUAAUAAUAGUAAUAUGGGAGUUUUACCUCCUCCGGUAUUAUUAAAUACACCAUUAGCACCAUCUACAGCAACAUUACCAACAUCACUACCACCAACACAACCACCUGUAGUAACAGUGAAUGAUGCCUAUGAAUGGGCAGAAAAAUUGAUGGAACUCACUCAAAUUGCCUUUUCCUCCUCAAGUGAGGUGAAUGAAUCUAAACCGGAUGAAAUAGUAGAAACAACAACAGAAACAACAAUAAAUCCUGUUAGUGAAGAGGCUUCCUCAAGAUUAUUAUUUGAUCAUGUUCCAUACACCGCUACUGUACCACCCAUAAAUGGAGAAAUAGAAGAACUUAUGACAUUCUUGGAAGAACACUAUAUAGGAAUAAAAUUAGUAAUUACUAGUACAGAUCCUGAAAUGCAGGAAAGUCAACGUCGUAUUAUCUCAGCACUUCUUACACGUCAAUCAAAUACAGAAAAGUCUGAAGAGAUGGAUUGGAUACAAGAAGAAAAAAGUAGUGAUGCUGAAGGUGUAAAGUAUCAUCAAUUACCAGCCUUAUUACCCUAUCUCUUAACAAGUGUAUAUGGAACAGAGAUUGUUUCUACCAUUGCAGCCCAAGAUCCAUUAUCACUACUCCCAUUAUUAACUCGUUAUGUACUUCCAUUUUUAUUAGAUGCUGUUUUUGUGCAAACGGUAUGUGUUGUGGCUCUCCGUGCGGUACCUGCCGCAAGUAAUCCACUUGUUCAACGUAUUAUUCGUCACUGGGGACCUCUCACAACGUGGCUGCAUGCUUAUAUUCAAUCUCAGGCAGCAGCAGCAGAGGCACGUGCGGAGAUUGAAAUGUCUACACAUACAUCCGCAUCUGCACAAUCACUUAAAUCCACAACAAAGACAGCAGUGGUUAGGCGACUUACCUCACAGGUGGGGAAUACAAUAGAUAUUUUGUUAGCAGGACUUUCAGAUGAGCAGCGUGGUAAUAUACAAGAAUAUCUUGAUAGUACAAAUGCAUUAGUAAACUUUAUGAAAUUGUUGCAAACACCAGAAGAAGAAGAAGCAGAAAAAGAACAAGGACAAGAGAAUAAUAAUAAUAAUAAUAAUAAUAAUAAUAAUAAUAAUAAUAAUAAUAAUAAUGAAGAAAAAGAAAAAGAAGAAAAAGAGAAAGAAAAAGAACAGAAGAAAGGAGAUGGAGAUAAAGAAUUGACAGAGAUGGUUUCUAAUAAGAUAACACUUUCUUCUUUAUGGGGUACUGAAGGCGCUGUACAUCGUUCCUUACUUAGACUUUACCUAAAUGCUAAUCUUUUCAGUGGCACAGUAAUAGUUAAUACAUUAUUUGUACCACAAGUAUCCUUAACACGAGAUCACUAUUACUUUGUACUUGUGGCUUUUUCUAAGAGUCAUGUAAGUCCUGUUUUAAGUAUAGAAACAGCUCGUGUAUGUGGGGCCUUCUUGCGUUUAAUGGAAGAGAAAAUUCUCAGUGUGGAGAGUGAUAGUGGUUCUUCUUUACCACAAGUAUUAACAGAAAAAGAUGCCGUUCAUCUUAUGGAUGGAGCCUUACGUGCUGUUGAUUCUUUAGAAGUCUACACAUGUCUUCGAGAUGCUUACUUCGCAACGCCUCUUCCUGCGAAACGAUAUACUCAAGUGGAAACAAAACUCUCACAAACAACACCACCACCAACAACCUCCUCCUCCUCUUCACAACAACAACAACAACAUUCUUAUCAUCAUCAUAAUAAUAAUAAUAAACACCAGGAGGAUGAUGGUCAUUCAUCUUCAGUACUAGCACUACCAACAACAGGAAGUGGUAUUGGUAGUGGUGGUUGGAAUGCUGAAUGGACAGUAGCGAUGCGUAACUAUCCAUUGGUGGGUGAUCCCUUUACACCGCUUCCAACAGGAUGGACAAGUGCCUUAAGUAGAUCCUACGGGCAUUAUUAUUUUAAGAAUGCUAAAGGUACAGCAACAUACAGACAUCCAACAGAUGCAACAGAAUUUAUGGCAACACCACAAGCUUUUCUUCAAGAACCUGGUGUAACUACUACACUGGAUGAGGUUUUAGAAUAUGCAAACUCUACAUUAGCAACUGCAACAAAUUCUUCCGAGAAGAGUGUAGUUAUUACUAAAGAAAAGGCUGAAAAGUGGCUGCAAGAUCAACGUAUGCGUAUAGAACCUCUUGAUAUGGCAACACUUGCAUUAAUGAAAAUAAAAUACCGCGUUGGUGGUGGUGGUGGUGGUGGUGGUGGUGGCAGUAACGCUAGCGGUAAAUCCUACCGACACCGCCGUGAGAGCAGCGAGGAUAAUACCCAUUAUCAUCAUCAUCAUCCUAAUCCUCAUCAUCUUCAUCAUAGCAACAACAAUAAUAACAAUGAUAAUAAUUCCCGUAAGCGUGGACGUGGGCCUCCUCUCCACCCGGCGGAUCUCCAACGCCGACUCACUGCCAUUCAUCGUGCUUAUCCCCCUCGCGGUCAUCCAUUCCCACCGCUUCCACGCGGAUGGACGUGCAAUCUCAGCAGCAGCAGUGGACUCUAUUACUUCCGACCACCGCGCGGCGGGCCUGUGUACAGACAUCCCAUCACUAGACGUGAAUACCGCGCAGCACCGCAGGCAUUUGUGCUGCAUCGUGGUGUACACAUCAACGCGGUGGCAGUUGCCGCCCAUUGUGAAGUGCAGAAGGUGGAGGAAUGGCUGCAGGAUCAGCGGCGACGGGAUACACAUUUAGAUGCUGUGGUGGUUCGUAUGAUUCCCAUUGAAUACGCAUUCAGUCCUGACUGUGAUGAGGGUAGGGAUGUUGAGAAGAGUGGAAUACGGGGAAGCGGUCAGAAUGCUAAUACAGAGGAAGAACCACAGCAACAACAGCCCCAACAACAGGAACAAGAACAACAACAACAGGAAGAAGAAGAAGAAAAACAAGAACAUCAACAGCAGGAGCAACAACAGGUAGAUGAACAAGGGGAAGGGGAAGAGGAAAGGUCGGCUAAGAAGGAAAAGAAAGAGGAGAUGGAAGACAAUUCGAAAGAGUAG